UACCUGCUGUUGCCCCUAGGACAAGAUGGCUGCGCUCAUCGCCGAGAACUUCCGCUUCCUCUCCUUGUUCUUCAAGAGCAAAGAUGUAAUGAUCUUCAACGGUUUGGUGGCCCUGGGCACAGUGGGGAGUGAGGAGCUCUUCUCAGUCGUUGCCUUCCACUGCCCCUGCUCCCCUGCUCGCAACUACAUCUAUGGGCUGGCUGCUAUUGGCGUCCCAGCCCUGGCCCUCUUCCUCAUUGGCGUCAUCUGGAACAACCACACCUGGAACCUGGUGGCCGAGUGCCACAAGCGUGGCGUCAAGAACUUCUCUGCUGCUGCCACCUUCCUCCUCUUUGGUUCCAUCAUGGGCCGGGCAGCUGUGGCACCCGUCACCUGGUCGGUCAUCUCGCUGCUGCGUGGGGAAGCUUACAUCUGCGCCCUCAGCGAGUUUGUUAAGCCGUCCUCCCUGGACAAGUUCCCAGCCGAGUCUGGGGCCGAAGUGUUGGCCAGGUUCCCCUGUAAAGACGUGCCAGCAAACCUCACCAAGUUCAGGGAGGAGGUGACGCGCAGGCUGAGAUACGAGUCCCAGCUUUUUGGCUGGCUGCUCAUCGGCAUCGUGGCAGUCCUGGUUUUCCUCACCAAGUGUCUGAAGCACUGCUGCUCUCCGCUGAGCUACCGCCAAGAGGCUUACUGGGCCCAGUACCGCUCCAGCGAGGACCAGCUCUUCCGACGCACAGCUGAGGUUCACUCCAGAAUCCUGGCAGCCAAGAAUGUGAAGCAGUUCUUUGGCUUUGUGGCCCUGAACAAGGAGGAGAAGGAGCUGGUGCAGGAGUUCCCAGUGGAGGGUGUCCAGCCAAGCCCCCAGUGGAAUGCCAUUACAGGUGUCUACAUCUACCGGGAGAACAAGGGCUUCCCCCUCUACAGCCGGCUCCACAAGUGGGCCAAGGGAGUGGAAGGGAAUGGGCCAAGCCCAGAAGCUCACGAAAUGCUCUUUUUGGCUUCCUAAGACAGAUGGGUACUGGAUGCUGCUCCCCAGACCACCUGGUAGCCUACCAGUAUUGGUGCACAGUUGAGGGAUUCACUGGGAAUAUUCCUCCCAGCAGGAUUAUUUCUCUCAGUGGGUAAACAGAGAUCAACAGCCUCAAGGCAGAGACUGAUAAGCAACACACUGAACACCUGGGAAACCUCUCCCUCAGAGACAACUAUCUCAUUGCUGCUCCCAAAUAUACAAGGGAAAUAAAUCAUCCUAUGAUCCUAUGGUUUAGUGUAGACCC
Messenger RNA from Dryobates pubescens (Downy woodpecker), 1253 nucleotides. It is a transcript of the gene CALHM2, whose product is annotated as calcium homeostasis modulator family member 2. The coding region runs from base 26 to 985 and encodes 319 amino acids. Gene Ontology annotation, molecular function: monoatomic cation channel activity. Lineage: Eukaryota; Metazoa; Chordata; Aves; Piciformes; Picidae. The transcript is spliced from 2 exons. The record is from RefSeq and is a predicted model, not a curated record.